AUGUACCGGCGUCUAGCAAACCAUUUGGUAGGCAGGCAGCGACCUGGCCGCACUGCUCUGAUUGCAACGAAGAGUUCUAGGAGUUUGCCGGUUUCUGCAAGUCACCGCGGAGCCGCCACCGGUGAUUGCUGCUCUGUUUACAGGGGAGGAUACAGUAUUCAGUGCGCAGGAGAUGGAUCGCCGACUGGAAAGGGCAGCACACUGGCUGGGAAUGGACCUAUGAGUUCUUCUUAUCACAGCGGACGCUUUGCCAGUUCCUCUCUUUCGCUGAGUCGAGCGUCUUUGGCGGCAAGCCGUGCCACUUCCCACGCGAGCCGAUGGUACAGGUCGUCCAGCCCGGGGCCUUCCGUCCCUUCAAAGCAACUAUUUUCCACGUCCUUGGCAGAGAUCGAGUCUCAGGAGUUGGUGGAAGCGCUGGUCGCAUACGAUACAGGACAAGUCCAGCAGUCGUACCGGGACUUCCGGCGAGUGAGGGGGGCGCUGGAACGCAGCAAGGGGCAGCCACUCGAAGACUGUGUCAAGCCCCUGGUUUUAAGCUGUAUCUACACUGCCUUGUUCCGCUCGGGGGAGUACAAAGAGGCGAGGCGCUUCGCUGCAGAAAUAUUGCGUGUGUCGAACGGUCCCUCAUCUCAGGUAAUAGGAGAUGCGGCAGCGGUAUGCGACAUUCGAGCGGCGCUCGAAGGCGGCAAAACAGCAGAAAAUGGCAAGUUCGGCGUCGAGGAAUCUGUGCUUCAAGGGCACUGGGAGGAUUGUGGAGCGUCGCAAUCUCUCGGUCGGCCCUCUCGCCUGGUGGAGCUUCACAUUCUUCAGACAGCGAUGGCCGUCUACAGGAGAGGAGCGGCGAUGGGCGGCAACGGCGAGAACUGGGAAGCAAGAGAGGGCGGUGAGGGGGAGAUAGCGGUGGGUCUUCCUUCGUCUUUUUUCGAGUUGAUGAAAGACUACAAUCGCUUCCUUUUGAAGUACGCUGCAUCGCAAACUGAGCGGAAACCGUCGGACCCCGGAGCAGAUCCCGAUGAGCUGAUGCUCACGGCGGAACGCUUCGCGAAGCGAGCGUCUUUGUUGCUUGAACAAAACAUAACUUUCCUCAGCGAUACGACUCCGUUUGCUGACCUCCCGUCUUCUCCGAGCGCGCCUCAAAUCAGUGUCGGGGAACUGGCUGAACGCAUCACGAGAAAAGAGCUCGCGGCUGAAUUUAUUAGGGGGAUUACACUUCUCCACACGGGCAUGGGGACGGCGUUGAUGCGAGAAGCGAACGUCUUCGCGUCAAACUACAGCGGUGCGGCGCAGAGGCUGCACGAAGUCGGCGAGAAGGUGCUAAAAGACGGGCUCGCACUUUGCAAGAAGUAUGCGUACAUCAAGGCCAAGCAUAUACUGCCGUGGCUGCUUUCCUCUCUCGCGACGUCUUUUUCGCAGCAGCUUGAACCGGUUCUCAGUGAGGGACUUUUUCGAUCCUCGUUGAACGAGUUUACUGCAUCGACCGGUCUAAGUGUCCAGACGUUCUCCGCCGCUAAGGGGGCAGCAGCCGGUGGCGGCGAGGGCGCGAGCAGCGGAACGCUGACGGCUUAUCCUCGGCAAGCCGAGCUUGACGAUAUUGUGGAGUUUGGCGUUACGUGUUUGCGAUACAGUGAUUUGCUGAAGAAGUGGGAUGGCCGGGAGUACGAAGCUGAAUUAAUGAGAAACGUUGCGAGGAAGGCUUUGGGUAUUAGAGGCCAUCCAACAUCAGGUUGUGCGCUCUGGGACAUCCCGGCGCGUUUGCAUGUAUUUUCUCUUCUUUGGAAACCGUCCGUGUGCCUGGCGCGACCACUUCUGGUGUAUGUCGCGGGGAGGGACGGUAAUGAGAAUUUCAUGGAUGGCAAGAAUCUGUAG
Molecule: messenger RNA, 1866 nt
Organism: Besnoitia besnoiti
Lineage: Eukaryota; Apicomplexa; Conoidasida; Eucoccidiorida; Sarcocystidae
Exons: 1
Coding region: 1-1866 (621 amino acids)
Source: RefSeq, a predicted model, not a curated record